AUGAAUAUACAUUAUAUUAAGCUUCUUGUGAAUGAUAUCCAAAAUAGUUUUUUUGCUUGGACGUCGGUACUCGGUAGUCCUAUACUGAAAUGUCAGACGCAACCAACGACCACAGUAAAAUCCCCCCACCGCCGCACUCCAAUUGAGGUCUUGGCACUAAAGCACCAUACAUCCAAGCUCUUGGAUUUUUCAGACCUCCGAUCAUUAACGACUUUCGGAUUUAGAGUGGAGGCACUGAGUUCACUUUGUUCAUUAGGGGAGUUGACUGUGGAGACACAGAUAAUUGAUGACACUGUUGCAACGCACCUGACAUUUAAUCCUAUGGGUGUUAUGACAGCUGAGAGGAAAACUGCUCGUCAAGACAUGGUGGCAACAACAUUACUUGGCGUUAGUCAUAGCAUUUGUUGUAGUGGUUCUAAUUGGACUGCUGGCAUUUGGGGGGUGGUUUAUUUGGAGGAGGAACCAAAAACUGGGCCGAAGUCUCGUACAAGCCCGUUGAUUCAGUUGUAGCCGAGCAGGAACUCCAGACUUUGCAGAACUAGAGAAGUGAAUUUUUGGUUUGAUACUCAGCUUGUACCUCCGAUUCAUUUUGCUCCAUUAGCAACGAGAUUCAUUUUAAAGGCGAAAUUGUAGCUUAGAAAUUUAAGGUGGCAAAACCCAUGUAAUGAUCAUGCCAUUUUGUGGCCAUGUCUGUGUAUGGCAGAAUUUCAUUUCAGCAACCUCUGCCAUGAAAGUGAAUUCUUGCUUUCAUAAAUUUAGAAUGUUUAGUCACAUGAACAUUUUAUAUAGGAUCACAGCAUCAAUGAAUAAGUAAACAUUUCUUGUGUAUGCUUUUUGAUUAAA
Molecule: messenger RNA, 843 nt
Organism: Salvia miltiorrhiza (redroot sage)
Lineage: Eukaryota; Viridiplantae; Streptophyta; Magnoliopsida; Lamiales; Lamiaceae
Exons: 4
Coding region: 1-510 (169 amino acids)
Biological process (GO): mismatch repair
Cellular component (GO): MutLalpha complex
Molecular function (GO): ATP-dependent DNA damage sensor activity; ATP hydrolysis activity
Source: RefSeq, a predicted model, not a curated record